Messenger RNA from Ziziphus jujuba (common jujube), 2244 nucleotides. RefSeq lists its product as uncharacterized. The coding region runs from base 373 to 2046 and encodes 557 amino acids. The transcript has 3 exons. NCBI's taxonomy places the organism in Eukaryota, Viridiplantae, Streptophyta, Magnoliopsida, Rosales, Rhamnaceae. Gene Ontology annotation, molecular function: zinc ion binding; nucleic acid binding. The record is from RefSeq and is a predicted model, not a curated record.
UUGUAAUGCUGAUCAUCAACUUCCCAUCCUGUGAUAGAUUUCCACCAUAGGAAUAGAGGACUCAUCCUCUUGUGGGUCAAACCGCUUCAUUAGGGCUUCAAUUUCUGAAUCAGGAGGGUUGUCUGUUGUGUCCAGGUACGUUGUUUGGGACCAAUCUCGACUCGAGAGUGGAGAGUACGCUUAAUCGUGCGCGCCACUUCUACGCGCACCCAAAUCGUAUGAAACAUACAAAUUCAUAUUGUAAAUUUCAAAAUUAUAAAACCACUUACAGUGACACCGCAAAUACUCCCUCCUAUAAAACCGGAACCCUAAAAAUUCAAAACCCUAAUAACUAUUCGAAUUAUUCCGUCUCCGUGCUUCUGAAAAACUUCCAUGGAAUUCAAAUUCCGAGCUGUGGAUGAUCGUCCGAUUUCGUAUAUUCUACCUUCUUCCGGGUUUCGCCACUCCUCUACUCAAGUACCUGGUGUUGGUUUUCCGAGCAUGGAUUUUCCAAUCAACCAUGACCCAAUGAGAAACCCAAUGAGAAACCACAUUGAUUAUUGGGAAGCGAUCGUGCGCGAGCGCGAGAAGGAGCGGAUCAGGGAGGAGAUACUCGCGACCGAAAUAGCCAAGCGGAGAGUGCUGGAGGCCGAGGUGCGUCGGGAACUCGCGGUGUUGGAGCGAGAGAUGGCUAUACGGAGAGGCGGUCCUGAAGGAUUGUCUUUGGAGGAGCGAUGGGUGUCGAGGAGAUUUGAUGGCCCCAGGCUGCCCCCGUCUCAUCCGUUGGAUGACCCCUUGCCAUUUCAUUCUCGUUCCACCGCAUGCGAUAUGUUCCCGUUGCCUCGGCACCCAGACGCCAUCUCUCCCGAUUUGAAGCCCUCGUCGGAUGAUAAAUUGAUAGUUCUGGCUAAGCCCAAGUCAAAUCUGUCUGGAGCAAAGAGGAAGGCUAUGGCACCAGCUGUUGUGCCAUUUAGUCUGAAGAAACCUAAGGAGGAGUGGAGUUGUGCCUUAUGCCAGUUUAGUGCAAUAAGUCAAAGAAAGUUGAAUGAACACCUUGAAGGAGCGAAGCACAAGGCAUUGGAAGAAGAACUUAGAGCUCGGAGGAAGCGUAAGAACCCUAAAAAUUCACCAUUGUUGAAGAAAAUGACAUGGAAGCGUUAUAAGCUUACAGAGUCCAAUGAUGCUGGAAAUUCAAUACUGGGUGCUUAUGUGGAACAGAAAUCGCUUAAACACUAUGAAACAUGGAAUGGUUCUGCAAAGAAAAGUCGGUGCAUAAAGGAUAUGAAGUUUAAAAGGGAGGAGCUGCUAAUGCAGAAAUUCAAACAUGCAGAAAAUACAAAUAAGAUGAAUGGGGCAGAAAUAGUGCAGAAAGUGGAGAAAACAGCAGAACUCAAGAACAAGAAUGAUUUCAAGUUUUGGUGCGAAUUGUGUCAGGUUGGUGCCUACAGUGAAACAGUGAUGAAGGAUCAUAAGAAGGGCAAGAAGCACAUGGAAUCACUCCAACACAAUGAAACAUGGAAUGGUUCAGAAAAAGAAGAUGACACAAAAGACAUAGAGUUUAAAAGCGAAGAGCAGCCUGCGCAGAAAUUCCAAAGUUCAGAAAAUUUGAAUGAGGUUAAUGGGGCAGAAUUGGUGAAGGGAGAAGAGAAACCAGCAGAACCUAAGGACAAGAAGAAUUUUAGGUUCUGGUGUGAGAUAUGUCAGGUUGGCGCCAACUGUGUCAUAAAGAUGGAGGAACAUAAGAACGGGAAGAGGCACAUGGCAAAGCUUAAACUUAAGGUUAGACCAAAUGGUUCGGAAAGGAAAAAAGAGAAUACAAAAGAUGUACUACAAGAGUCAAAAUCUAAAAUUAAGAAGCAGCAAAUGCAGAAAUGCCAAAAUUCAAAAAAGUUGAAUGAGAAAAAUGCGGCGGAAACGGUGCAGGGAGUAGAGAAAAAGGCACAACACAAGGAUUUUAAGUUUUGGUGUGAGAUAUGCGAGGUCGGUGCUUACUGUCCGGUAGUGAUGAAGGAUCAUAAAGGAGGGAAGAAGCACUUUCGUAGGGUUGAGGAAGUUAAAACAAAAUGAUGCAGUCUCCAUUCACCUUCCCAUAUGCUCCAUUACAGGGCACACAGGAACAGCCGGAACCAGGACUGCCCCAUUAAGGGGACCAAAACAAAUUGUCGUAUUUUAUAUUUUGCUUAUUUGUUUGAAAAAAUUUCAUUAUGUAUUUUCCGUAGGAUGAUUACAUAAAGUAGUUUGAAAUAUUUUCAUCAUUUAUCCUUC